AUCUUUGAGCCCAGAAUCUUCUCUCUUCUGCAGCUCCUGGACAGACUGGCUUUGCCCAGCCCCAUGGACACCACCCCUGGCCCGUGGAAUCCGACCCAGGCUUCCAUCAGCAGCCCUUCCUUACUGCUUCCCACCCCUGCUAUCGUCUUCAUCACUGUGGGCAUCUAUUUGUCGCUGCUGGGCCUAGUGCUGCUGACUAGGCGCUGUCUGCUGGCCCAGGGCUGCUGCACAGACUGCAGCUCCCCUUGCAGGAAACAAGGUGCCUCAGAGACCCAAGACUGUUGCUGGAGCUGUGCAGAAGCCUGCGACUUCCCCCUGCCCAGUCCCUCCCACUACCUGGAUGCCUGCUGCCCUCAUCCCAGUGAAGCUGGUUGGGCCCCUCCAUGCCCUCACUGCUGCCCACUGUGUGACUGUGCCUGUGCCUGCCAGCUCCCAGACUGCCAGAGCCUCAACUGCCUCUGUUUCGAGAUCAAGCUCAGAUGAGAGAUGGGGUUGGGGGCCUUGUUCUUUGGGGAGUGGCCAGCCCCCAGGGCCCCCUCUAUAAUGACCCUCAGGACACCACUACUAGGGCACUGGAGCUAUGUAUGUAUGGCAGGCCCAGCCUGGGAACCUUGAGUGGAGGGCUUGGUUCCCUGAAAGGCAGGAUUCUGAGAGCUUUUGGACAGCUGUAAAGGGCCUG
Messenger RNA from Arvicanthis niloticus (Nile rat), 679 nucleotides. RefSeq lists its product as uncharacterized. The record is from RefSeq and is a predicted model, not a curated record. NCBI's taxonomy places the organism in Eukaryota, Metazoa, Chordata, Mammalia, Rodentia, Muridae.